Molecule: messenger RNA, 1158 nt
Organism: Nicotiana tabacum (common tobacco)
Lineage: Eukaryota; Viridiplantae; Streptophyta; Magnoliopsida; Solanales; Solanaceae
Source: RefSeq, a predicted model, not a curated record
AUGGUGAUUAAGAGGAGGUUCAAUGGCAGAGUAAAAACAUGUUGUAUCCAUGAUCUCUUGAGGGAUUCAGUACGAAGAGAAGCUGAAAAAGAGAACUUCUUGUACGUUGUGAGCGAUCAUGUUGAUGUCUUGCCAGGGGAAGCAUAUUCCAACAGACGCCUCAUUUUGCAUUCUGAGAUGGUGGCCAUUGCCGAGCAAAGGCCUUCUGUUCCUUUUACUUAUUCCUUUCUCUGUUGUAUUGGAGCUGGACUUCCUCCAUUUACUUCUCAGUUAAGGUCUAUCAUUGGUUAUCUGGGCUUCAAACUACUGAGAGUUCUGGACCUAGGUUCGAGUAUGUUCUUCACGUUUCCUCUGGAAAUAGCACAAUUGGUUAAUCUGAGGUAUCUCACGCUCAACUGUUAUGAUGAGCUGCCUUCAUGUAUUUCUGAACUCUGUCAUUUGAAGAUACUGAUUAUCUCUUCUCACCUAGAAGGUCUAGCUCUACCAGCAGAUUCAUGGAAUAUGGCACAAUUAAGGCAUGUCCGUUUGACCAGGGGCUGCACAAUGCCUGAUCCCAUGGUUGCAUCAGCACUAGUUGAUGGAAAAAGCUCCAAAGUCCUAUUAGACCUACAGACUCUUUCCUAUAUAAGCUUUGAUCUAAUGUAUUGGGAAGCCAGUGACAUAAAUUUCCCAAAUCUUGAGUGCCUCCUGCUGUAUAAUUGCAAGAAUCUAAUCGAGAUUCCUGUUGGUAUAGGUGAUAUACCAACUUUGGAACUGAUUGAGUUGUAUGGAUGUGGAUCAUCAGCUAAUGAUUCUGCCAAAAGAAUUCAGCGAGAACAACAGCAGUAUAUGGAAAAUGAUGGACUCAAUAUGAAGAUUCACAACUCUCACAUCAUAAAUGGUAAGUUAGCAAUAAUAUCUAGGAACAAUUCACCACAUAGGCUAUUGAAACACGCGAUUGGCUUGAAGGUUGCAAUAUCAUGUAGUUCACUGCGAAUUAGUUUACAAAUACAGUUUACUAACAGUUGUGACGUAAAGGUCAUGCCUAAGACUGCCAAGGAGCUAUUACUGAACGGGGUAGCAGAGGACUUGGUAACAGUUCAGGUAUUGGAAUUGAAGACUUCUUGGUGGGGAGCCUUUUACUCCCUUAGUAGGCCUACCAGCACGAGUCCGGAUUAA